Messenger RNA from Aplysia californica (California sea hare), 2296 nucleotides. Its product is annotated as neuroligin 4-like. The record is from RefSeq and is a predicted model, not a curated record. Gene Ontology annotation, molecular function: hydrolase activity. The coding region runs from base 50 to 1789 and encodes 579 amino acids. The transcript is spliced from 2 exons. Lineage: Eukaryota; Metazoa; Mollusca; Gastropoda; Aplysiida; Aplysiidae.
GGAGUGAGCCAUAGUAUAGUCUGUUGUUUCAAUCUAGCCACCAGUCAAAAUGGCGGUAAUCUUGUUGCUCCUGGUCCUCUUCACCUCAGCACUGGGCGCUAGCAGUCUCCACAGAGGACAAAGAGCGGCUGAUGACGGGUUCCUCAUGGUCAACACCAGCUACGGCACUCUCAGGGGAAAGGUGGAUUCUACACCUUCAGUUCCUGUGGCCAAGUUCUUGGGCGUUCCUUUUGCUAAACCUCCAACAGGACCGCUACGCUUCAAAGCUCCGGUGAAAUCAGAUUCCUGGGAUGGUGUCAGAGAUGCUCUUACAUUUGGGGACGAGUGCUUACAGGGAGAUAACCCUAAUUUCCCUUUCCGAGGAGGAAACACGCGUCCACCUAGAAGUGAGGACUGUUUGUUCCUAAACGUGUACUCACCCACACAGAGAAAUGGCCAGGCCUUGCUGCCUGUGAUGGUGUGGAUCCAUGGUGGGGCGUACUUGAUGGGGUCGGGUUCUGCAUACGACGUCACGACUCUAGCGACUAAAGGAGUCCUUGUGGUGACAAUUAACUACAGACUGAAUAUUUUUGGGUUCUUGUCAACGGGUGACGACACAAUGCCAGGGAACUACGGAAUGAUGGAUCAAAUUGCUGCUCUCAAGUGGGUAAGGGACAACAUUGCUUCUUUCGGAGGGGAUCCGAAUUUGGUAACCAUUUUUGGGGAAAGCGCUGGCUCAGCGAGUGUCUCUCUCCUCACUCUAUCUCCCCUAGCCAAAGGUCUGUUCCAGAGAGCGGUCAUGGAAAGUGGUGUUUCUCUUUCUCCUUGGGCAGUGGAGUUCCCAGGAAAUCGAGUGUCGUCUCGUAUGGCAGCCAGACUGGCGAGUCAGGCCGUCCAGUGUGACGACUUGAAUAAUUCAACAGCGCUUUUGUCCUGCCUACAACAAGCCGAUGCAGUUAAGUUGCUAAACGCUUCCACCACCCUUGCAAAUGUUUUACAAGUAGGACUGGUACUAUGGAAUCCUAGAGUAGAAACAACAUUUGGCUUCCUCCCAGAGUCACCAUCUACACUACUUUCUAGAGGACAAAUUAACCACGUAGACACUCUCAGGGGCUUUAAUAGUGAUGAAUUUGGAAUAUUUACUCCUAUAUUCUCAAGGAAACCGCCCGUGCAAAUCACAGCGGAAGUGGCAAAGCAAGUUAUUGGUGCGCAAGUGGCUCAGUUUAACCAACUAAACCAAGGAAAGCUUCUUGGAUUAUUGGUGUCAACGUAUCUGGCAGAUACAUCAAGCAGUGAAGUCCUACAGAGAGAAGCUCUUGAUGCUGCGGAUAAUACUACGUUUGUGGGUUCAAUAAUGAUAGAAAUGAACUAUGUUGCACGCAGUGUCUCGGAUAAGAAACAUUACUUGUACCAGUUCAACCACAGAGCAAGUUUCAGCCACGCUCCAACAUGGAUGUCAGCUAUACACGGAGAUGAGAUGUUUUUCGUGUUUGAUGUUCAACAGAAAAAGUUCACCGACUUAGGCAAUGGUCCACCUGAUGCUAACGACAUUCUGGUAUCUCAACAGAUGAUGGAAAUGUGGACCAACUUUGCCAAGACAGGGAACCCAACGUCAACAGUGCCCACUGGUGGAGUGACGUGGAGUCAGUACAUUAGCCCUACUGCACCACACUAUCUUCUCAUCAAUUCUGUUUCUGAGUUAAAACUCUGGUCACAGAACAAUGUCGUUGAUGUGUACCGCAAAGUUCUCGAGACUCUAGAGGGAAGUAGCCCAGCCCCAGCUGACCCCAUUGUUCCCAUCUUUGGGUAAAAGACGAAAAGUUCUAGAGACUGUCAAGGUAAUCAGCACACCCCAGUGUGCCCUAUUAUCGGGUAAAGGACGUAAACUGUUGGAUACAUAAUUAGUCUACAUGUGUCUGUGUUUUGCAAUGAAAACAUCUGCAGUAUUGAGUUGUUUCAUGGUUUUUGUAGCAUAAUCACUGUUCCCACGUUCCUAACGUAUGCCAAGCAAGUCCUUACUUUGUGUCUGUCCCUCGUUUUUUCUGCACAAUGUCUGCGAGUUUCAUUACGUUUCUUGUUUGUUGUUUUUUUAUCUACAUUAUUCAAUAAGUUCCUUCAACAUUAAUAACUUGGCAUUGGCCGAACAGUUUUGAGAGUGAUAGCAUACAUUUAAACUUAACCUUGUUCACUUUAGUAGGAAUUGUUAUUCAAAAAGAAAGAGCAAACUUUUGGAGGCUUGUGUUCAAACUGUCUCCACAUCUCAUGAUGAUAUCAACGAAGCUGGUAAACAAUUAUAGAAGUCGAUGUCAAUGUGUCU